Messenger RNA from Symbiodinium necroappetens, 894 nucleotides. NCBI's taxonomy places the organism in Eukaryota, Dinophyceae, Suessiales, Symbiodiniaceae. The record is from the annotation of a GenBank genome assembly.
AUGGAAAACUUUCGCUUUCUUGACUUCUCGGAGCUCUCCGAGACAGUGUCCGAGGUUAGUGAGGAUGACUCAAUCUUUGACUCUGACGUGGAGACUAGCGAUGAUGAGAAGUUUGCGGGCAUUCCCCUAUGGCAGACAGCCUUCAACAUCGCCAAGACCAUCAUUGGCGAAGGGCUUCUGAGCUUGCCGGCUGGCUUAGCUGCGGGUACCGGCAUCUAUUCUGGAGUUAUCAUUGCCUUGGUCUUCUAUGUUGUGAUGACAUACACUUUCUGGACCCUGGGACGUCUUUGUGAGACGACAGGCGAGAAAACGCACCGUGGCAUGGGGGACAAAGUCACCGAAGGGGUGUUCUUUGGAAACGUCAUGGCAGUGACCAAUUUGGCCCAGACCCUUUCCUGCUGCGUCGCAUAUGCACUGGUAAUCGGGCGGAAUGCAGAGGAUGUCUUAGCUCCUUUUGUUUCAAACUCCUGGCUCAGCUCAAGGCGUGGCAGCUGGGUUACCAUCCUCAUUUUCGUCUUGCUACCUCUUUGCUUGCUCCGGGACCUCUCGAAACUCGCUUGGGCCAGCCUGUUGGGUCUACUUUGCGAGGUUGGGGUGGUGUGUUUCAUGAUCUGGCGCUUUAUGGACGGAUCCUACUCGCCGGGUGGACGUUUCUACGAAAGCCAAACAGCUGGCUUGCAAGUAGCUUGGGAUGAAACUGGGGACCCAGAGACGUGGAGCUUGAGCCCAGCUACUUUGACUCUUGUCUGUAGCAUGUCCUCGGCUUUCUUGGCCCACUACAAUGCCCCCAAGUUCUACCAUCAACUGCGAGAUCGGGACUCCAGGCGGUUCCUGCUCGCGACGACCGCCAGCUUUACGCUGGCCCUUGUACCCUUGCGAGUCGAGUACGUUUAG